AUGAUCGGAGAGGAGGCCGGUGCAGGCAGUGGUGCUGCCAACUUUUCAGUGGAUGGCUGGCAAAUGAUUGCAACACCAAAACCUGGCCGUGAAUCAGGCAGAAACUUCUCGUACAUUCCACCCCAGGAGUGGGCCGCCGAGCACGGUGUACGCGAAGGCGCAGACCUGACCAGAGUCCAGAUCAAGGAUAUCCUGGGGCUGAUACCUCCUCGUCAGAGCAGAGCCCGACUGCCUUCAGACUUGGUUGCAGCAGACCAACUUGGCGAGGUGAAGCGCCGGAAGGAGCUUCCAGAAAGGGCUGCCAUGAAGAGGGUAGCAGGACACAGACAUGCAGAUGUGGAGGCCGCCGAAGCAGCAGUUACCAAACUGAAGGAUGACACAAGUGCCCAGCAGAAAUCUUCAGAGGAGAUGCAGGAUGUGCAGCAGCUGCUCGGCAGCUACCGAGAAAAGUUUGCUGGCUUUGAGGACGCAGGGCUGAAGGAUGCAAAAGCAAAGCGCGAGCUCAAAGCAAAGCUGCAGGAAACCGAGACGAAGCUGCAGGAAAUUGAGAGGAAGCUGCAGGACGGCGAGGGGCAGCUGCAGGAAGGUGAGAGGCAGCUGGAAGAGGAGAGGGCAAAGGCUGCUGUGCUGCAAAUGAAGUUGGAUGAGGCUGAGGCAGCUUCAGCCAGCUUCCAACCCCUGUCAGACGAUAAGAUAAUGCUGGCAGCCAUCGAGCUGAUGCACAAGUCCCCGGCCCAGAGGCAGCGUCUGAUGGAGAUCGGCGGUGCAUUCUCCAAUUGA
Messenger RNA from Coccomyxa subellipsoidea C-169, 780 nucleotides. RefSeq lists its product as hypothetical. The coding region runs from base 1 to 780 and encodes 259 amino acids. Lineage: Eukaryota; Viridiplantae; Chlorophyta; Trebouxiophyceae; Coccomyxaceae. The transcript is spliced from 4 exons. The record is from RefSeq and is a predicted model, not a curated record.